This is a messenger RNA of Heterobilharzia americana, 2903 nucleotides long. NCBI's taxonomy places the organism in Eukaryota, Metazoa, Platyhelminthes, Trematoda, Strigeidida, Schistosomatidae. The record is from the annotation of a GenBank genome assembly.
AAAUUAUACAGCAGCGUUAUAUGUUUCCAUGCAAGUGUAUUUGUAUACUGGGAAAAAACUAUAGUAUGGCGUGAAAGUAACUUAUGGUAUUGCAUUGUAUCAUUUGGGAAGCACACUAAAACAGACCUAUAUCUGUUACACUUAGUACAAUAAGAAUACUUCAGCAUCUAACCUGAAGACUUCUUUGAAUUGAAAAUAAGACAGUAGAGAAGCUCUUUUGGCUGGUUAAAUAGCUUCCUAUACAAUACUUCUGAUGUCGGUAAAUAUGUCUAACACGAUCAAGUCAAAUCAUGUUAAUGAUUUUGUGAGCAAUCGAAAUUCAAAUCAGGCAACGUACAAUGGAAUUGGUCAAACAAAUGGCUAUGCUAACAAGCCGAAUAAUACUGUUGGACGUUAUACUAUCGUUUCGAAGUCGACAACAGUGAGAAAUGGUGCGAAUAAAGGAUUCUACCACCCUGCAAGUCAUUACUCUCAACUGGAUACAACAAAACGUUCACAUUCUCAACAAAGUGUAGGAAGAACCACUUCUACAGGAUCUAUGAAUAGUUACUGCAGUACAAACUAUUCUUCUAAGAACUCUAUCAAUGGACUCCAUCAGCUGUCAUCACCAUCGAAUGAUAAAUUGAACUUUGUUAAUUCAUACCCCAACAAGUGUCCUGAUAUCCAACAUUCAAAAUCUCAUUCAGUCUCAUCAACCUUGCUUCUGCGUGAUGCAAAUCCAGUGAAGUUAUCUGAACCAUAUCGUGAACAAAGUCGUUCAGUUGGUGGAAGUUUAUCUUGUGGUCAACCAAGUCCAACGUCAACCGUUGAAGAUCCAAAUACAACUGCCCUGUCGCCGACGAGUACGCAUACACUUGAUGCCGACAAUUCAAACCGUGUUCUAUGGUUAUAUCAGUCUGAAUUGAAUUUACCGACAAACAAUGAUGACAGUACCCUAGACACAGUAAUUACGCCAUAUAAACGUUCAGAAAGUCAACAAAUAUCUAAUCUCUCUGAUUUUGAUAGGAAAAAUCGAAGUCAAACUUCCAAUAAUAUUUCAUUCAAUCCACAAGUAGCUAAAUACAAUUCAGUGAGUUCUGCCAUGCUGUACACAGGCAAUAAUACCAGUCAACGUAACAAUACAAACGAAGAUUACAUGAAUAAUUAUGCUUCAGGUCCGAGUCUUCGUAAGAUUCAAAAUCUUCAUGGUGGGAAUACAACUCAGAAGCGUUUUCCAUCGGAUACUACACUUAAUUCAACGACAAGAGACGGAGCACAGAUAUAUACAUCAGGUAGUCGCCCAGGACCAGUGACAAUUCCUGCCCGAAGCAGAAGUGCACAACCUAGUCCAGGACCAAGUCCUACUAUCAGUCCUGUUACGUGCUUUCGAGCUUCUGAAAAUAAUCUGAUACAAGGUACAAAUGGAGAGAAAAAUUCAUAUGUUGCAAAAUCUCAAAAGAUCAAUCUAAAUGUUACAAACUCUCAACAACAUGGCUCCUCAUCUUCUAGACUUGAGCAUAGCAGUAUGAAUUCAUUUUCAUCUGAUGUUCCUGAGGAGGAUGGUGAGUCUCAUAUUUUGCCUUCUGUAAGAGAAAUUAUCCGUCAGGUCGAAGCUAUGACCCAGUCAAAUGCAGCUACAUCAACUACAGAUAUUUUCACACUUGGACUAAAUAACGGAUCAUCUGGAAAUCAUUCCCUUCAAAAGCAAAAUGGUCAGCCAUCUCAAACCUCACAACGGCGUAAGCCUACUGCCAGCAAUGACAGCCAAUUUGCACGUGGUGGAAUUCUUAGGCAGGGUGGCAGUAGUCAGCGAACACCUAGUGCACCCCAGCUCAGGAAUGCUAGCUAUGGUAAUUCACAGCAGUAUACACCGAUCCAAGCAAAAUUCAAUGCAGCUGUAUCAGCUGGUCAGCAGAAGCCCAUAGCUCCUCCUGUUCCACCACACGGAGUUGCACGUAAUAAGCCAAUCAUUGGCUCAUUCACAAGGCGAAUUGAGCCAGUGUCGAAUGACUCAAGCACUGUGAACAAGCAACCAGAGUUUGGAAAUAUAACAGGUGCACCGAAAAAAUCUGAACUCCUAAGUCAUUUACCUACAGAUUAUCAAAAGCUUCGUGAGGCAUUCAUUGAACAGCGAAGGGAAAUUCAACGCCUAAGGAAACAGUUGGCAGAAAAAGAUCUACAACUUGCCCAAUUAGAAGGAGAUAUAAGGCUCUAUGAACCAUGGCGUUAAGUCUAGUCUGCGUAACGAAACUAUCUCUGUUUUGAUUCUGAUGACGAUCAAAUUUUCUUUACAUUUCUUCUAUCACUGAAGUUCGGCUCCUGUUGCAACUGUUUUCAUUUACGUUUACUUGCCUCAUCAGUUUGUUUUUUUCUUUAAAAUAUGGGAAAAAGCUUGGUUACCAAUACCUAAACUGGAUUUCCCUUCAGAAGGAUGCAUAAAUAAUGAACCAAGAAUUAAGUAUACCUUCAACUAGGCACUCAAUAAGACUAACAAUUUUAAUCAUAUUAAUCACAACCAUGGUUUAUGUACCUCAUUUCAUCUUAAAAAAAUUACUGUUUUAUAGGCUAUCUCAUUUGAAAAUUAUCUUUGAGUGUAUGAUUUCUAAGGUUUCUAUUAUUUCAUGUGUUCUUUCUUUUUGCGUUGAACGGAGAAGCAGCAAGUGAACAUUUUUGUGGUUUGCCCACUUAUUCAGUUUGCAACAAAUAAAGAACACUUGAUUAUCUUGUUCAGUAAACUUUGUUAUAUAAGUCACAUGAAACAUUAUACUUGUGAGAGUGUGUAAUUUUACUCUUCCAAGUUAACUUGCGGUUUAUAACUGUUCCCGAUAACUAAAACACUUGUUGUUUCGUUUCUUUUGUUCAUGUUGGUUGCUUUAGAAACCUGUUAGAGUCAGAAAAUAGGUAAAUAAAUGGUUGUGACUGGC